GCUAGAAUCGAUUUCUAUGUUAGAGACUGAGUGGAAUUGUUGUUUACAGUAUUUUAAUCUAUUAAGUUACUUGAUGCAAGUUCAUUAAACUGAGGAUUCGUUUGUUUUGAAUUUAAUGAUGGAGAGAAAAGGAUAGAGAGAAGUAACAUUGAAUUUGAGUUAUCUUCCUUGUUAUAGGAUGGUGUUGCCGACAGUCUUGAAGCGGAGGCACACAUUGAAAGGAGUUAAAUUAAUGCCAGUGCUAAAGAAUAUCAGGGGUGGUCAACCCGAGGCACUGAAAGAUUUUGCAAGAAUAGAGUUGCCAGAUAUUGAGAAGCAUGUAAGGGAACUGUCAGGAGAAGAAUUGGAAGACAUAGUGCAGAUGGAUGGGAGGGAGUUGAAUGUUCAAGAAGCCAGAUGGGUGGUACAUUCAUUAAUAUUAUUUGCGAAUGAGGUCGGUCAAAACCACGGGGCAGGAUUUACAAGAUUCUCCUUCUACCAGCUCAGCAGAACCUGUCAAGGAGAAUUUGAAAAGAAAAAGAUAGACAGAAGAGGGGCUAGAGAAACAGAAAGAGAAAAGGUUAAAGUUGUUGGAGAAAUCCUCAAAAGAUCAAGUUGA
Messenger RNA from Magallana angulata, 598 nucleotides. RefSeq lists its product as uncharacterized. The transcript has 3 exons. The coding region runs from base 179 to 598 and encodes 139 amino acids. Lineage: Eukaryota; Metazoa; Mollusca; Bivalvia; Ostreida; Ostreidae. The record is from RefSeq and is a predicted model, not a curated record.